UUUAAUGCGGUGAACAUUGCAGAAAAAGUGUCAGCAUUUAUAUGACAGCAUUUAUGAUAUACGUAAAAAAGACAUCUUAUUUCACAAUUUUAUAACAGCAUUUAAUAUAUUUAUCAAACUGUAUAGUAAUUUUAAGUAGCAAAAUUAAAAAAAAAAAAAAGAACCAGCAGUAACGUCCCGUACACAUUCCAAACAAAAUAAAAACAGCUCGACAUUUUUACUCCUUUGACGACUUUCUGAGACAAGUGCAUUUGAAAGGGCAUUUCAGAUGAAUGAGGCAGCAGCAGCAGCAGCCUAUUCCUGCAAAUCAUCACUUCAGAUUCUCUUUGAUAGUCUGUUUGAGCUCCCUGUUGUUCAGUUGCGAUAUGUGCUCGUUUAUGAUCUAUAAUCCACAUGUUUGGGUGCUGUGACCGAAGCCCAAACCUUCAUCGUUGGCCUGCUGUUCUAAGGCACCUUCAGCUGUUUGAUUGUCUGCAAGUGUCAUCGUUACAAAUACACAAGCAUUUGAGGCACACCUGUCAGAAGAACAACAGGACAAGAACACAUCACAGCACUGGAACAUCACCUCCGUGGAAAGUCUUGAGGAAAUGGUCUGAAAUCGUAAUAAUUGCAAAGGAAUGAUGUGGAUUUUGUGGACUCUGACAGUCUUGUGUUAUAUUCACACCGUCUUCAUGGUCUCUAACACUAUACUGACUACAUAAUGUGUAUUAAACUAUCGAUAAUGCACAAGCAAAACCAUGUAAGAAUUGUAAACCGCAAAAGUACAGGCACCUCAGUAGAUUGUACCACAAAAAAAGCAUGGAACGAUAUCUAUUUUCGAUAAAUUAAAUUAUUAUUUUAAUUAUUAUUUUAUAUUAAUUUCACUUUACAAUAUGAGUUUACAAAUAUAUAUGUGGAAAAUAAAUUACCCCGCUUUAUCGCAUAAUUAUCAUAUACAAACUCUUAAAUAUUCUUAUCAGCGCCAGAUCAUUAGCCAGUCACGUGAUGCGAUCGGGCCGCCUCAUUGGACGCUCCAAUAGAAAUCUACAUCUGAGUUCAUUAUCGUCCUCAUUCUUAAAGGGACAGUUCACACUAAAAACGUGAAUUCUGUCAUCGUUUACAAACCUGGACAGACGCCAUUUAUAGUUUUAUGCAGCUGAAAACGAGUCUGAGGGAUGGACAGGUUUUUUUUAGAUGGCAUGUACUGUAUAUAAUGUCCUAAAUCAAUGUAGUCUUUUAAAUUUGCAAUGUUUUGUAUUUGUUUCGUUACUACUUUUAUAUCCCUCACUGCUUCGUUUUCAUUCCCGCCAAAAUUAAAGAUGGCGCUACCCUAAACGAAAACCAUAAACUUUUUUUGCAUGGAAGAAAUAACACAGGAAUGUUCUGAAUGACAUGAGGAUGUUGAGUGGUGCGUGAUUCACCUAGCAAGAAGAAUGAGUCCCCAGACGAGCGGAAGCAGCUCAAUGAACUCAUCCGAAGACGAAUCAGAAGUGACAUCAUGGCUCUGAUUUGCAUCCAGAUAUGUGAUUAACAAAAACAGAAAACCACAGCGGGAGGGAGGAAAUGCUACAUGCAAAAUUCUGUACCAUCUAUAUCUGAUGAAAAGUAUUUGGAAAGACUCAACGACUCUUCACCAGCUCUUCAGAUGUUAUUGAGGAACCUUAAGAUCCUGUCAGGGAUGAAGUGGAACAUUUGUGGCCUCCUGCUCAUUUUAUCUUCCCUCUCCUGCAUAUUUGCUUUAAAAGAACAUUUCCAUUAUGCCAAUUCAUGUAAAAAUAACGCUGACAAACCUCUAUGUAUAAUUAUUAACAUGAUGUCAAAACCCCAAAAUCAGGCCGGAAAUGGCCAAGGAAAUGAUAUGGAGGUGGAUAUGUUGAUACUGGGUAUAGAUGGUUUCAUGGGAUACAUGAAAACAGGUAUAUGCAGUAAUGGUACAUGGAGCACAACAGAGAGCCAGUCUACUAUUCUGUGCAAUUCUAGUGACCUGUCAGUAAAGAAAAAACUCAACAUGAAUGUUUUUUCAUUUGAAGAAAAUACAAACUGUACAGAAAACACAUGUACAACAAACAGCAGUGAAUAUGGUGUGGUUCUAUCAAGAUACUCUCCAUACAGACUCAACAUAAGCAGAUAUGCUAUACCCACACUUGUCUGUUUAAUUGAAGGGAAUUGCAGAAAUGACACUUUGACAAACUGGAUUAAAGAAGGUUGUAACUGGACCCUCCAAAUCACUACAUACUUUGAUAAAACUGGAGUGUGUAAUAUGACCUGCCUGAAUCCCACAAUGACAUGUCAGAAAGCACAAUAUGAUCCCAUCUGUAAAGAAGAUAAUGCAGGUGAUGGAAAUCAAAUAAACAACAUUGGGAUCCAUAAUAAAACUGCAACGUGUUACAAGUGUGGAAGUCCUUUUCAAGAAGUGAAAGAAGUCUCCUUACCCAAAGAAAUGUCAGAUAAAUUUAAUACUAAUAAAACAGAGAUCGAUGCUGCGGCAGCUGCUGGGGCCAUGAAAAGUCUCUCCAGCAUUCUGUCUUUGAUGGCGAAUUCAACUGUUGCCUCCAUAUCCAUGGGUAACGUUAAAGGGAUUUUAAAGAAAAUUCAAGAUGAGUCCAAAAUCACGAUGUCCUACUUCAUCUACUCUUCAGAAACUGGCAUCAGAGUUUUAGAUGAUGUUGACGUACUGAAGGAUUAUCCCAGCGCUUUCAGUAUUACAGAGGAAGCCGCUAAGAAAUCGCUCAACCAAAGUGCAGAAUGCGCUUUUUUGGGCGUGUUCCGCUUUCCCAACAUGACAAAGGAUGCAGUGAACAGUUCGGUUUUGAAUGAUGAGGUUUAUGCAAUCGAAAUGGGGUCAAAAAUUUCAAAUCUGAGUGACCCCAUCACCUUGACCUUCAAAAACGUCCAGAAGACGUUGGGAACUCCUGUUUGUAAUUCAUGGGAUGGAAACGGACAUCAGCCAAACUGGACAACUGAUGGGUGUAGAACCCUUUACGGUAACGACAGGAUAACAUGUAAAUGCGAACAUUUGACUUUCUUCGCUGUGCUCAUGAUCCCUCCAAAUGUAUCCAUUUCCCAAAAUGACCUCAACGCUCUCACCUACAUCACCUACAUCGGCUGCGGCCUCUCCUUGUUUUUCCUGUCCAUUGGGCUCUUCAUGCACUUCCUCAUGAGGAGAGUGAAGGCCACUGAUUCACUCCGCGUGCUGAUUAACCUCUUCGUGGCUCUGUUCCUGCUCAACGUGGCCUUCCUGUCGAAUGAGUACGUAGCACGUACAAAGGACAUCACCGCCUGCAGAGUCAUGGCUGGAUUCAUGCACUACUGCUUGCUAUCCAGUUUCACCUGGUUUGCAGUGGAGGCUUUUCACCUCUGCCUGCAGAUGGCCAAAUAUUCAGUCACCAUCAAACAUUACAUCAUCAAGAUUUCUGUGAUUGGCUGGGCUCCUCCUGCUCUUGUUGUCUGUGUCAUUUACGCCUUGGGCCAAUAUGGUGAGCAGACCAUAACAACGGACACAAGCAACGUAACGAUGUGCUGGAUUUUAGACUCUGAUGUCCAUUACUACGUGAACAUCGGUUAUUACUGCUUCAUCUUCAUCUUCACUUUUAGCACCUUCAUUGUUGUGCUGCGAUGGCUCUCCAUGCUGAAGCUGAGCAAGUUGAACAAGGUUGAAAAAGUGCAGCGCUCAAAAACCGCCACCUUGGACAUCACCACCAUCCUGGGCCUCUGCUGUAUGCUGGGACUCACCUGGAGUUUUGCGUUCUUCAGCUACGGAGCUCUGCGUCUGCCCUCGUACUACAUAUUCACCAUCCUGAACUCUCUCCAAGGUCUCUUCUUGUUCAUAUAUUACUUGAAAGCAAGCAGCCUCUUGGGAGACUCAGCAGCUUCAGAAGAGAGCGACAUGACUGAAGAAACCAAUACAGAAAAUCCAUACGAAGACCUGCCAACAGAAGACACCAAAAAAGCCAUCUGACCAUCACCUCUACAUCUGAGGAUUUGAAAUAUAUCUGUCUAUUGAUAUUUUACAUUAAUUUGUAGUAUUAUAGUGAGUCAAUCCACUGCAAAUUUUGUCUUGUAACAUACGUACAUCUCUUUCUGAACUCUUCAGAAUUUAAGAAUUUGCGUUUUUUCAGUUCAUGAGUUUGAACUGAAUUGAAUUGCAUUUUAGAGAAAUUUAAAGCAGAGGAAUUGCAUUAGUCCAAAACAAGUUUGAGACAUAAAAAUAAUGAUGCAUAAUAAAUAAUAAUGUAUAAUAAUAUAAUCUGCUGUAUAUUUAGCUAGCUGUAAUUACUUUAUUACUACAUUUUCUUAAAAAAAAAAAAAUGCUAUAUAUGUAACUGAAUUUCAUAAUACAAUGCCACUGAUGUAUUUGUCUUU
Molecule: messenger RNA, 4341 nt
Organism: Onychostoma macrolepis
Lineage: Eukaryota; Metazoa; Chordata; Actinopteri; Cypriniformes; Cyprinidae
Gene: adgrg11
Product: adhesion G protein-coupled receptor G11
Exons: 20
Coding region: 1550-3937 (795 amino acids)
Biological process (GO): cell surface receptor signaling pathway; adenylate cyclase-activating G protein-coupled receptor signaling pathway
Cellular component (GO): membrane
Molecular function (GO): G protein-coupled receptor activity
Source: RefSeq, a predicted model, not a curated record